This is a messenger RNA of Dreissena polymorpha, 2646 nucleotides long. RefSeq lists its product as uncharacterized. The transcript has 13 exons. NCBI's taxonomy places the organism in Eukaryota, Metazoa, Mollusca, Bivalvia, Myida, Dreissenidae. The record is from RefSeq and is a predicted model, not a curated record. The coding region runs from base 464 to 2365 and encodes 633 amino acids.
ACUUACAAUGAAGGAAAACGAAACUGCGCGUUUCUUCGUUAGAAAAAGACGCAAAUGCAAUCGUAGAACUUGAGAUGUACAAUUCGAUAUCAAGAGAUGUUGUUCGCUUCGUCUCGGUCCUUCGAAUGCCAUAGUUGAACACGCCUCGUCUGUCGUCACUACCGGUACAUGCUAAAACCCGCACUACUCGUCUGGUCUACGUCCCGUCUUCUCUCGGCUUGGUACGGAUCGGGGGCAAAGUCACAACACUCCCCCCGACUUUAUUGAAGAAGGCCGCUGGACAGGAUAGAUGACCAGUAACGAGAUGAUACCGGGGAGGUGGAUUUGAUGCUUGCAAAGGAGAACAUAUCACUGGCUGAUGUUGAGGAUGGGACCUUGGACGCUCUGUCGUCCAGCGUCUUCUCGACUACAGAUGUAUCGACCUGCCCCUGUGACCCUUCAGGGGAGAAAAUAAGAGAGCAUAAUGUCCCCGGACCACAUUCUUCGAGGAUAUAUCGUUUGUAUGAUAAGUGUCAUUACCAUACAGCCCAGCUUUGCUUCAUUGGUCACUGAACUGUUCACUAAAAUAGAGAGCCUUCAAGUACAUCAUGAUGAGGAUUUCCGCGUUCUCCCCUUAACGUGGCAGGCCCAGAGAGGAAUGUAUCCCAGUGAAGUGAAACUGAACUUUCACGGCGAUGAACAGUAUUAUUUUGCAAGAGAUGCCUUCAAAGUGCCUGACAUUAACAUGUUCACCACAGCAUGGGUGACCACAUGUUUACUUGAGGCCCAUGCUUACGGUAAAUCCCCAAAGCCAACGAUAGAAAAACUGUUAAUGUCUCUGGAUGCAAUUAAGUCCUUCUCAAAUGCAAACGAGAAUAUGGCCAACUCUGAGAUGACAUUUUGGCCCCAGAAACUGAACCAAACGGCAAAGUACUAUCAGAGCACCCCCAGAAACUUGUUUGAAGUUCUAAGUUUCCCAGACUACCUCCCAAACAAGUUGAUUGAAGAGCUUCUUGAGAAAUUGGGGCUGAAAGAUCUUGAGCACAUUUACGAGAUGCUAGUUAGGGAAAAAGAUAUGUAUGCCGUUGCGUUUCACAUUCCCCCAGAUUUUGAUGACACAUUUGUCAAUAUUGGUCUGGGCAGUCUCUUGGGUCAGCUAGGGACAGAAUUUCCCAGUCCCAGCGAUCUCUGGAGGCUACACAACACCAACAUCUCAACAGUAUUUGAUAAGUUGAAAAGAUAUGCAUAUAGACCGAUGUCUGGCAUUGACAGAGUGAACACAAUUGAUCCCAGGACUUAUAUGUAUAUGAGGUCUUUCCUUGAAGACGCCCUGACACAACAACAGGAUGUGGCAAUUGUACCAACAUGGCUUCAAGACACAGAUGAAGUGCGGGUGCUUUUCGACAAAGGCGUGGCAAUGCCUUUUAGCGUUAACAACAUUGAUGUCACUGUGUGUGCUAACUUCCUGUACGGUAUGGUCACUUGUAUCGGCAACAACGUCUGCCCUGUGGACUUAAUUGAUCCUGAUGUACAGAAAAUCUUCAUGAACACAACAGCCCUGGUGGCCCACGAGAUAAAAGUAAACCUUUCUUCUCGCCCAGACUUGGCCUUGACCUAUUACCCUUCAAAGUUUGAAUUUUACUGGUUUGUCACAAGGUCAUAUGCAUGGCUCAAUAGAUUCCUUGCACAGAAGGCUUCCGUGUUGCCUAGCGACACUUACGAGAUGCUGAAGUACGCCCAUGACACCCUGGGACCCGUGCUGACUGAUCACAUGACCUCUGACCUACUGACCUCUGUGCAGCACGCUGGCGACGGUUGCUAUGUCGAUGACUUCCUUGGCAACAGUGAUAUGGAUUUCUCCAAUAAGUCAAUGAACAGGGCAGAGGACCGUAUAUUUACCACAGCGGUUACCAUUAACGCUCUUAUUAACACUUACACAACAUGGGAGAAUGGGUCCCUACAUUGGGAAAGAGGCACGCCAGCCUCUGUUCGUUCGAGUGUGGAAUGUCUGAUUAAAUGGCUGACGGGUCAUGUUCUGUUCUCACAGUACAAGCCCUGGAACGCGUUCUUCUCCGGAUCCGGUAAAGGAGCAAAGAGCAUGCCAUUCUUCUAUCCAGCCAACCGGAUGGAGUAUUUCAAUGGCACCAAAUUUACCGACAAAUCGUUUCCCGCCGAUAUCCACAACAUCAUCGGAAUGCAAGCGGUUGUCUCCACUAAUGACUACAAUGCCAUGUUGUUGCAGCCUCAUUUUGGAAAGGUGACCCCUACGACCUUUAAUGGUUACAACAGCGAGCCGGGCAUGUUUUUCCCAUUCUGGACGUCUGAUGCAUAUACUUUUGCCACCAGUCUUGUUGCUGUUUCACACUUUGAGAAUAUUGUAAAUUAAAUGGACCUGUCCACAGUCGGGCAAAAAUACAUAUUACACCUGUUGCAAAGAUUCCCACAGAGAUUGUUAAAUGUCAACAAACGAGGAAUAUAGUUCGUUAUAGUAACGAUAUUUUUGGGAAUACAGUCAUACUGAACAUUUACCAUACUCUAAAAUAUUUUGACGAUUUGAAAACAUGAAAAACGAUUGAACAAUUCGGAGAGUUCUGUUGUUGUCGUUAUAUUUUGUGUUACUACGAGGAUUGCUUAUAUAAUGUAUGAAAUACAUCACUGAAAGCAUGA